Messenger RNA from Lodderomyces elongisporus, 279 nucleotides. RefSeq lists its product as uncharacterized. The transcript has a single exon. Lineage: Eukaryota; Fungi; Ascomycota; Pichiomycetes; Serinales; Debaryomycetaceae. The record is from RefSeq and is a predicted model, not a curated record. Bases 1 to 279 code for a protein of 92 amino acids.
AUGUCUAAAUUUGUGAUACCAGCUGCUUUGAAAGAACUCCGUUUCCAUUUGUCACAGACCGGUGAAGCAUCUGUUCCAUUGAGAACUUUCUUAAAGAACAACUACAACACAUUGAAAACACAGCUGAAUUACAAAUUACCUAUAUUGAUCAGAGAGAGUUACGGGAUUCCACCUAGUGUCUCUGCCAGGUUUGAGCGUGGAGAAGAGGUCAAAAGGAGCUUGGAUGGAUUGGAUGAAAAGGGAGUUGCUGAAGCUUUCAAUGAGUUGUUGAAAAAAUAA